UUUUAUCAGUGUUAUUUAAAAUGAAAGUAAUUAUUACUGUUCUGUUGUUCGUUUCUUUGAUCAUGACCAAUGUUAUUGAGAUUGAGGGAAAGAAUGGAGAGUUUACAGCUGUGAUUUCGCAGAAGAAUACUACCAUUUCGUAUGCUUUUGAGGGUCAGGAGUCUAAUGCUUUGGAUGAUGCUGCUGCUGUAGUCUGUGUCAAUACUGAGUCUGAUUUUAAGCUUAAGGAUGGAAAUACUGCUUUUGUUCUUGCAGAUUAUGAUUAUUGCUGUGCUCCAAAAUGUCCAAGAUGGUGCCCAUAUUACCCUCCAAAUAGAUCAUCAUCAUACAGUCAAGGUGUGUACAAAGAGCAUACUCAUAAAGUCUACACUCUCGAAGACCUCUCCGACUCAAGUGUCAUCCUCCCCCUCUCUUUCAGCAACCACCAACUUGCAGGCACUUUCAGAAUGAGUGAAGAACAAUAUGAAGAUGCUGAGUUCCCUGACGAGCCAACUGAAGACUUCGCUGUGUGUUUCACUAAGGUCGGGGCUGAAGAGCUUGAGAACGUUGAGAGUCUCCCGGAAUCUCUUGAUCUCCACAAUGGAUUUGAAACCCAUAAUGUAAUUGUCAGAACCAUCUAA
This is a messenger RNA of Moneuplotes crassus, 620 nucleotides long. Lineage: Eukaryota; Ciliophora; Spirotrichea; Euplotida; Euplotidae. The record is from the annotation of a GenBank genome assembly.